Drosophila obscura is the source of this 2751-nucleotide messenger RNA. RefSeq lists its product as uncharacterized. The transcript has 10 exons. The record is from RefSeq and is a predicted model, not a curated record. Lineage: Eukaryota; Metazoa; Arthropoda; Insecta; Diptera; Drosophilidae. Bases 78 to 2285 code for a protein of 735 amino acids.
UGUUCAGUUGCCUUUCGGCCACUUUUGCCAGCAGUUCGUGGAAAUCAGCGUCCAAAAACAAAAGGGAAAACGCCAAAAUGUCAAACCUCAAGUGGUUCCUGACGCUCGGCGUCCUGUGUGUUGUGCUCCAUCCACAAGGCGACGGAGGCGCCUCGGCCGUAUUUUGGCCAUGUGAAAGCGAGGCGGACUGCACAGCUGACGGCUCCAGCUGCGACCAGGGCACCGGCCAGUGCGAGUGCCCCACCUUUGACGCGGUAUUCUCGGCGGAUUUCACGCAAUGCCUGACGACGUCACUCAUUGGUGACACAUGCGACGAGACAGUUCAAUGCAAUCUUAUGCCAACGGGAGCCAACUGUAAAGCCGGGGUUUGCGAUUGCGCCGAUGGCCAAACCUAUUUGCGUGGCAAGUGUAGGCCAUUGAACGGACUCGGCGAGUCCUGCGAUACGGACUUGGACUGCUACUUUGGCUACGAUCGUGCAUCUGUGAGCUGUCAGCAAAACGUUUGCGGCUGUGCAAAUGGCUAUUAUAAUAGAUAUGGAAACAUAUGCCGUCGCAGAUCAAUGGAAGAAAACGAUGCCUGCGUCGUUAACGAGGACUGUGAUGCACUAGGCGCCGGUGCCGAGUGCGUGGGUCUAAUAUGCACCUAUGUGGACGAGAUUGGCACAACACCCGACACCGGGGAGGGCGACACCGACACCACCAUCACCAUCAAUGACAACGACAAUGACACCACCAUCAACACCACCAUCAAUGACAACGACGACGACACAACAACAACAACAACAACGACUACAACAGAGGCCAUCACAGAGACAACUGAGGAGCCCACGGCGGAGACCCAGACCCCACUGUUUUUCCGGCGGCAGCUAACCAAGGCCUUCGUGCACGCCCCCCCGCCACCCACACACGUCGAUGCCGCCGCCCAGGUAUCCUUCUCGCUGACCAAUGGCGAAACGGAGGCACUGCUUUCGCCACGUUCCCCACGCUCCCACGAGAUCGCCGUGCAGACGAGCAUCGAGAAGUACGAGCUGCGCGACCUGAAGCAGGUGGGACGCAGCGUGAGGCAUGUCGCGACAGCCACCACCUCCACCAGCACCAGCAGCCGGAGUCGGAGUCGGAGCCGCAGCCGACGCGCCUCCAGCCACAACUAUCGCCGCCACCUGCCCGCCCUCUUCCGCUUCGAUGACGAUGAUAUCAAGACAUAUUCAACGCUGGGCUCCAGCCGGGACGACGAGGAUGCCGAUGAGAAAAAGUAUGGCAGCAGUUGCACCGAAAAUGGGCAGUCCUGCACGGGCCUGCCCCACUCGAUCUGCACCAGCAAGGUGUGCCUGUGCCGGCAGGGCUACUAUGCCCGGAAUGGCAAAUGCUUUGCGGAGCUCGGCGAGAUAGCAGAGAGCACGGACGAGUGCGAAUACGAGUUCGAUGAGCUGUCCAAGUCCUGCGUAUGCCAAAAGAACUACUUCUACGAGCACGAUCUGCGCAACUGCAGGAAACCCAUUCAGUAUCACCUGUCCUGCACAUCGAACAGCCAGUGCAGUCCGUUUGGCGCCUCCUAUUGCCACCCAGAGAUACCCAGGCGAUGCACCUGCGAGGAGUACGCCCUGUACGAUGCCAUCAAGCAGCUGUGCGAGUACAAGCACGGCCUGGGUGCCGAGUGCGACUCCAACGAUGGCUGUCCGGUCGAUCAUUCGGUGUGCUCGAACCGCCUGUGCGUCUGCACGGAUAACUACUUGGAGAAGGAUGAGACCUGUGUGCGGGGCAUUGGCGCUGAGUGCUCCGAGGAUGAUGAGUGUAUACCAGACAAUACGGCCUGUACCAGCAAGGACUCCGAGGAGCAGACACGCGCCUGCCAGUGCCGCAAGGGCUACGUUCACUUCAAGGAUCAGUGCCUAAAGGAAGCCGAGGAACUGGAGGAGGAGUGCAUUGAGGAUGAGCAGUGCAAGCCGCUGCUGGCCAGCUGCAGCGUGGAGGGCAAGUGCGCCUGCUCCGAUGAACAGCACGAGAAGAAUGGCAUCUGUGAAACGAAGCGCGAACUGGGGGAGUCCUGCACAAAGGCCACCGAAUGCCACGUCGAAAAGGAUCCCGAGAAUGUGGAAUGCCGCAACUCUGUCUGCCAGUGCAAAUUCGGCUAUCAGGCGAACACGGAGCAGAAGCAGUGCAUACGCGUAAUGCCCAAUAAGAAAAAUUCUUCCGGUAGACCCAGUGCUCUCAAAAUCAUCACCUUCAUGCUGAUCGGCUCCGCAUUCCUCAUCACCAGUGCGGCCAUUAAGCAGGCCUACUACUGAAGAGAUAUCCGAGACAGACCAAACACCAAAACAAAGACCCAAAGCCCAAUCGAUUGGAGCGUUGUGAGGAGCAGAGGCACUGAUGGGGAUCAGAAACUGUGUCUCCCACUUCUGAUUUUGGGUGGCGUGGCGUUGAGUGGAGCUGCCAGUAUUAGCCAAGUAACUGGCAUGGAUUGAGAUUGGAUCCGUGGCCAACGUGCAUAGAAGUCAUGUAGUCUUUAAGCUGAUAUUUAGGAUUCGAAGCAAUAACUGGGGACGGGACGAACACUGGACGUUGGGGGGACUCUCGCUUACACCAUACGUAUAAUACGAAUAACAAUAAUUACAAAUUAGCCUAAGUUUCAAGUUUAACUGCUUUAGCUUGCCAAUCAGGUGCUGGGCUAAGCAGACAGUUUUAACCGAAUUGUAAAAUACAUCACAAUAAACUAAGGCCAACGGAUAAGUCAUGUUAAAAUCAGAAACCUGC